AUGGAGCGCCGAGGGCGGUGCAUCGAAUUUCGCCUCUCGGCAUUCGUAGAUGAGCUCCGGACCCGCCGUUGUCUGGAUGUACUGUGCGUGGAGUGUGGUGUACACAAGGCGUUCGCUACAGGUGCUAAUAAGAUGGAAACCCAGAUUCAGUUAGAUGCGCGAUGCACUCAGGCGCCGCGGAAUGAUGAAACUGGCGCUCCACGGCCAAUUGGCCCAGCGGCGGCUCGAGAUGCAGAAAUGAGUCCAGCCGAGUGGCCAGCCAAAGUUCACAGUCAGGUCCAGCCUUGUGGCGGGGGUUUCCGCCCGCAGGCCUUUGACUGGCUGGUGUGGAGAGUAAAACAUGUCGAGACCUCCGGACCUCGCGGCAGACCGUCGGUCGUAUUUCGCUGUAUCCCGAUACGGAUCCUCCGACGUCGAAAACAGUGGCAAGGGUGGUACCAGAUGAGGUACGAAGUGCGCAAGAACCCAGAGGUGGCUGGGCAGAACCCCACACGUUUUACACAGUAUCCAGGACGGAUGGCAAACAUUGGUAGGGAGGUGCCAGAGUACGAGUGUAUUCUCAUCGAUGAAGCUCUCUGCGGCCUGCUCGGCCCCUGCACGGCUCGGCAUGCGGGUUGUGAGCGUCUCAUUUCCAUGGCGCCUGUGAGGUAUCAUUGGGUUGUUCCAUCAACCGCCAUGUGCGCCGACAGGUGGUGCAUCACGAAAGGGUGA
Chaetomium globosum CBS 148.51 is the source of this 711-nucleotide messenger RNA. RefSeq lists its product as uncharacterized. Lineage: Eukaryota; Fungi; Ascomycota; Sordariomycetes; Sordariales; Chaetomiaceae. The coding region runs from base 1 to 711 and encodes 236 amino acids. The transcript is spliced from 2 exons. The record is from RefSeq and is a predicted model, not a curated record.